Molecule: messenger RNA, 645 nt
Organism: Olea europaea var. sylvestris
Lineage: Eukaryota; Viridiplantae; Streptophyta; Magnoliopsida; Lamiales; Oleaceae
Product: extensin-3-like
Exons: 1
Coding region: 34-645 (203 amino acids)
Biological process (GO): plant-type cell wall organization
Molecular function (GO): structural constituent of cell wall
Source: RefSeq, a predicted model, not a curated record
GGGUUCUUAGCACAAUCAAAACUAAAACUAAAGAUGUCUACAAUGGCUUCUCUUAUUGCCACUCUAAUGGUGGCAAUAGUGGCUCUAUCCUUGCCUUUUGUAACCAAUGCAGAUGACGAUAAACCUUAUAUUUACAAAUCUCCACCACCACCAGUAUACAAGUCUUCACCGCCUCCGGUCUACAAGUCACCACCUCCACCGAAGAAACCCUAUGUCUACAAAUCUCCACCACCACCCCCAAAGAAGCCUUAUGAAUACAAGUCUCCACCACCACCACCAAAGAAGCCUUAUGUCUACAAGUCUCCACCACCACCCCCAAAGAAGCCUUAUGUCUACAAGUCUCCACCACCACCCCCAAAGAAGCCUUAUGAAUACAAGUCUCCACCACCACCACCAAAGAAGCCUUAUAUCUACAAGUCUCCACCACCACCGCCUCCAGUAUAUAAGUCUCCACCACCUCCCGAGUACAAGUCACCACCUCCACCGAAGAAACCCUAUGUCUACAAGUCUCCACCACCACCCCCAAAAAAGCCUUAUGUGUACAAGUCUCCACCACCACCACCUACCCCGAAAUAUUUAAACAAAUCAUAUUAUUUCUUUGCUUAUAUUACUUUUCUUCAUCAUGCCUUUAGUUAUUUUGUUUAA